UUGGCAUCCUUUCUAUACCAUCCAUACUAUCAUUGCUGUUCAUAUAUUGUUUUGAUUACCGAAUAUAACUGUGAAUUUGUGAUAAUACUAUUUCAGUAUUGAUAACAAAAACUGAGAAUGUAUUGCCAUCUCUGUCACACGGAGAUGUCACCAUCUCACAAUGGCAGCUCAGGGCACCGGGCUGCGCGGGAGCUCGUUGCUGCUGCUUUGGAAAGACUGAGCAAUCAUCUAUCUGCUGCGGACUCCACUGAAGUCUCUAAAGCAUCUUCCGAGGCGGAGACAGACAAAAGUGCAAAGACUCCGGAGGCUGUCGGUUUCUGUGACACUUGUAACAUUGUGUAUCCCAUCAAUGAACAAACGUCCCACUACAGACAGAAGAAGCAUGCCUUGGCAGUGCUCAAUGAGCAGGAGUUUGAAGAGCUUGUACAAGCGUAUAUCGGCGAGGAGCCAAAAUCGGAGACACCGAGCGAAGCGAGCGACGAUGUGGCAUUUGUCGACGAGAGUGAAGCUGUCAACAUAUACAACUGUCACCUAUGCGCGCUCGAAGUGCCUCGCGUAUUCCGAACCGAGCACGAGCGCAGCUCGCGGCACCGCGCUAGCCGAACAUUCGCGCUCGCCGCCGCUCGCCGCGCUCGCGACACGUUCUCGAACGCAGAUAAAUGUGAUGGAAAUAAGUUUAGUGGCAAAAUGAUGAAGAAGCUGCUGAAAGCGUAUACUGGGGAAAUUGAUUGUACUGAAAAUAUAGAAGAACCGGAGCCGACCAACCCAGAACCGGACUCGACGAAAACCGAACCAAAAUUGACACCCAAACAAUACUUCACAGACAUCCUACCUUACCUGCCCUACGUUGGCACCUUUAAUACCCUAUACAUUGACAACACUGAAUUUGUAACCAUUAAAAUUGGUACGGAAACCCUCAAGAUACAUGUGAACAAUUUAAAUGGGUUAUAUAAUAUAGACGGGAAGGAAGAAUAUUACAUGAGCUGUAGACUUUGUGAUGGGUUUUCGACGGUGUACUACCCAUCGAUGGGGCAGCAAGAUAAGCUGCAUGUGAUGUCGUUGGGACAUGUGAAGAAUGUGAUGUUGCCUGUUGACAAUGUGCAUUUAAUAAGAAAGGUUGACGACACCCAUUCCAUGUGCCACCUUUGCAACCUACACAUAUCUCCAUUCGCAGUCGAAAACCACAUAUUAAAGGACACCAGACAUACAACAGCUCUAACCGAAGCUUUAGAACUAGGAAAAGACUUUAAAGAAACAGGUGAUCACUUGAAAAUCAUGAUCUACAUGCAACCAGCACCGAAACCAAGUAUUUUCAAAAAUAAUCAGAAUAAAUGGACUUUUGGUAUACCUCAACAUCCAAAAAUUACUCUUUUUAAUGCCAAAAACAGCUUUGGGGCGACUCCUCAAAUUUUUGGAAAUGCACAGAACGCUAGUGCGCCUAAUUCUGGUUUCGGAAUACCUGCUUGGAAUCCUGUUGCUCAAAACACAGGUUUUGGCUGUAACACUGGUCAAGCGUUUUCUGGUAAUUCUAGUGCUCAAAAUACAGGCUUCGGAAGUGCUUUUGGGAGUGCUGUCCAAAACGCUGGUUUUGCCAAUUCUACUGCUCAAAACGCUGGUUUUGCCAAUUCUACUGCUCAAAACACAGGUUUUGGUAGUUCUACUGUUCAAAAUGCAAGUUUUGGUAGCGCUGAGCCAAGCAAUUUUGGUUCUAAUGCGCAGAGUAAGAGUAGUCUUUUUGGCACUACUCAGAACACAGGUUCUUUUGGCAACGCUCAAAACACUCCUUGCUUUGGCGCAGCACAAAAUAAAACUACUAGUUUUGGCGCAGCGAAUAGCGGUUUUGGCGUAGCACAGAGCACCACAAGUUUUGGCACAGCACAUAAUGCUAGUUUUGGCGUAGCUCAGAAUAAAAGUACUAGUUUUGGCGGAGCACAAAAUGACGGUACCAGUUUUGGCGUUGCGAAUAACGCUACAGGUUUUGGCGUAACACAGAAUAAAGACACAGGUUUUGGUGUAACACAGAAUCAAGGUACCGUUUUUGGCGCAACCCAGAAAAUUACUUUGAAUAACGGCACAGGUGGCGUAGCUCAGAAUAACGCUACCAGUUUUGGCGCAUCGCCUAAUAACGCUGCAGGUUUUGGCGGACUUCAAAUGAAUACUAUCCGUCUCAGCACAGAACAGAUACAAGCUUUAAGUAUAGGCAUAACACAGAAGAAUGCUGCAGGCAUUAAUGUACCGCAAAGUAAAGCCGGUUUUGGCGCACAAAAUAACGCUACUCAAGGCGCAAACCAGAAAGGUACCGGUAUUGGCGCAACGCAUAUCGCUACUGAUUUUGGCGCAGUUCAAAAGGCUAUUGGUUCUAUUUUUGACAACGCACAGACUUCGUUAAAUACUCAAAAACAAGAACCAGAUAAGGUCGUUGAUAAUAAACAGUCAAAGCAUUCCACUUUUAAUACGUCACAAACUGUGACUACUGGUUUUAAAUUUGUCCGAAGUCAAUCUGAUAAAUGUCAUCAAGAUAAACAAACUAACGAUAAGAAUCAGACGAAAACAGACAGUAACGAUAAAACACAGAGAGCUAAACGUUCUCCUCCGAGAAAAUUAAAUUAUUCUUCUUCAUCUUCUGAUUCGGAGUAAGAUACAAUGUAUGUAUCAAGUAAAAAACAAUAAAUAACUGACAUUUAUUUAUUCAAUGUAUGAGGUUAUUUACGGAGGGUAGUUACGGAAUUUAAAAAAAAACUUUUUUUUUUUAUCAUUAUGAGGUGUAUUUACUUAGGCAAUUCCGAAUCAUUUCUGAUCUGAAAAACACCCAUAAUUCUACGAUAACAUAAAUUAAUUAUCGGAAUUAACUUACAAGCAGAAAAGAUUCGAAGUUACCCGAAUACAUUUCUUAUUAUAUAUGACAUAUUAAUUAAUUGUGGUUUCUGUUUGUUGUUGUAAAGUUAAUUUUUAUUUUGAUAAAGACUGGUUCGCACUAUUUUUAAUUCAUUUUGAUAAUUAUGUACAGUUAUGGGCAUAAAUAUAUAUACAUUCCCACGUCUCAAAAACACAUACGCUCUUACACCUUAGACAAUGAAGUCGUGUUCACUUAUUUUUGAGCCAUUUGUCUGGGUCGAUAUUUUUGCCUUCGACUGUACUUAAUUGUAAAGUUAGAAUAUUUAAGAAUAUAUUAUUGUACUAGAUGUAUGCAUACUUAGAUAGUUAUUAAUAUUUGCACGCCUUUUUAAGGCAAAAUAGUUGAACCAAUUGGUACCUAUUGACCAUCUUACUGUACACUAUUUUAUGCAAAUAAAUUACUUAAUCACAUAUUAUAAACAUCGGUACACAUAUUCAAAUUCAAUUUUCUAAUACCAUUGACUGAGCCGCUAAAGGAUAACAUUUCUACGCAUUUUUAUCUGCCUGCCGUUCGCUCCAGUCGCUAGCAGUAGGAUAUUAAACUGAAGCCGCGUUUUCACUUAGAGCUCGUUCCCACUAUGUCGGAUGUCGGUCCGAUUUUUAAUCGGGUGUCGUAGCGGCAGAACAUUUUAUAUGAAGCUGUUCACACACGAAGGACGAUUUUGUGUCGUAUCCGACAUAAAUUAUCGUGCGUUUUGUCAGCCCUCCGUCCGAAAAAAAAUCGUGUCGGCGGCGCUGUUCACAUGAUGUCGGAUGUCGGACCGACCCCGCCUGCGCCGCACCCCCUGUGCCUCCCGCGCGUCAAAUAACCUCAAAUGGCACCAGCUGCGGUCGUGGCCGACAGCCGACUAGUGUGAACAGAGGCACCGACACCCGAUUAAAAAUCGUCCCGACAGCUGACUAGUGUGAACAGAGGCACCGACACCCGAUUAAAAAUCGUCCCGACAGCUGACUAGUGUGAACAGAGGCACCGACACCCGAUUAAAAAUCGUCCCGACAGCCGACUAGUGUGAACAGAGGCGCCGACACCCGAUUAAAAGUCAGCGCCGACAUCCGACAUAGUGGGAACGAGAUCUAAAUUGUGGCUUUACGUACAUACGAGCUCAGAGCCUGCUGUUUGGUGUUUUUGUUCCAAGUGUACUUCUCAUGUCAUAUAAGAUUUUUUGCAGAUAUUUGCAAUAUGUCAGAUUUGUUAGCAUAUACAGGUUGGCCCAAAAAUAGUUUUUUUUUACUGCGGUAUAUUAAUAUUGUCUUCGGUUACCGCGAUAGUUACUCAUGAAAUAAAACUAUGAAAACGGAUUAUAUCGCGUAUAUUGAAUUUAUAAUACAUCCCGACGUUUCGAACCCUUUACAGCGUUCGUGGUCAACGGGUAUAUUGCGGUAUAUUGUUGGUAAUUUUAAUUAACGUUUGCGUUUGUGUAUAAAAGCUAAAAAGAACUUUUUAAAAUAAUAAGUUUUGUUUCAUCAAAGAGCAUAUAAUAAGAUAGAGUGGUACUGUCGUAGUAGAUUUUGUAACCACAGUAAAUUCACUGCCAUCUAUCGACACACCUUAAAACUAAAAAUGAAGAUUUAUAAAAAUACGAUAAAAUGUAUUUGAAUAUGGAUAAAUGAUUUUUUUUAUUUGAAUUAAUUAUUUUUAUUAUUUUGACCCAUGUUCUUCCGCUGAUAUGCGUUUAAAUUGUUAAAUAACAAACGAAACCCAUCAACGCCAUCUAUACGCUCCCGCCAUCUGUAUUUCCUGAUCAAUACGCCUAAUGGCAAGACCAUGGUGAUUCCAUAUCUAUGUUCCAUCAUUGUAUAUACCCAUGUUCUACAGACAAUAAACGAAUUAUGAAUUAUGAAUAUGACCUCGGUCUCUUUAAAACAAGAGUGAAUAGGCUGUUACUGAACCGGUGAGCUCCAUCUUAGGCCCUGUCUUCACUUUCCAUCAGGUGUGAUUAGGGCCAAUCGCCGAUCAGU
Cydia strobilella is the source of this 4854-nucleotide messenger RNA. RefSeq lists its product as uncharacterized. The record is from RefSeq and is a predicted model, not a curated record. NCBI's taxonomy places the organism in Eukaryota, Metazoa, Arthropoda, Insecta, Lepidoptera, Tortricidae. The transcript is spliced from 7 exons. Bases 118 to 2637 code for a protein of 839 amino acids.